Molecule: messenger RNA, 690 nt
Organism: Lodderomyces theae
Lineage: Eukaryota; Fungi; Ascomycota; Pichiomycetes; Serinales; Debaryomycetaceae
Product: 5'-deoxynucleotidase
Exons: 1
Coding region: 1-690 (229 amino acids)
Cellular component (GO): cytoplasm
Molecular function (GO): 5'-deoxynucleotidase activity
Source: RefSeq, a predicted model, not a curated record
AUGAAUUCGAUUAAAGACUUGACUGAGAACCACUGGAAACCAGUGGAUGCAUUGCCAGAACACAUCAAGGACUUAUUGGUCCCUAAGUCACCUUCCCAGCCUGUGAAUUAUAUGCUUGCAUUUCUACAAAUCGUAUCAUCAUUAAAGUUCCAAAAACGUACCGGAUGGUUGGAUCAUAGUGUACCACCAUUGGACACCGAAAGUAUUUCUGACCACAUGUACCGAAUGUCCAUAAUCUCAAUGAUUGCUCCUCCAGCCAAUGUUAACAAGGACAAAUGUGUCAAGAUCGCCCUUGUUCACGAUAUAGCUGAAUCACUUGUGGGUGAUAUCACUCCAUAUGCUGGGAUAUCCAAGGCAGAAAAGCAUCGCAGAGAAGAAGAGACCAUACAUUUCCUUCAUGAGGUGAUUAAACCUUACAAUCCUGCGUUUGCCGACGAGUUAGUUGAGUUAUGGUUUGACUAUGAGGAGAUUAGAAACACCGAGGCCAGAUAUGUCAAAGAUAUUGACAAGUUUGAGAUGAUCAGUACAGCAUACGAAUAUGAAUUAAAGUUUGGAUUGAAACACGAUUUGGAUCAAUUUUAUACAGCAAGAUCAGCAAUUAAGACCAAGGAGGUGGGUGACUUGUGUGAUGCUGUAUUGGAAAGACGUGCAAAGUUGGUUGCAGAAUUGAAGACCAAAGAGCAGCAAUAA